GGCACGUGGGACCCUGCGUGGCUGGGCAUGGGACUCGGCCCCGCGGCAGCGGCUCCUGGAGGGGACCAGCGCAGCGGGGAGGUGAGGGGGCCACCUAGAGGGCAACCGACCCGGGGAGAGGUCGCCGGGUGCGGCCCCCGGACUGGCGUGCCGGGCGACUCAGCGCCGGCCAGGGAGAGCCCAUUACGUGACUCUGUGACUCUGUCCCGAGGGCCCGGGCUUCCAGACCUUGUACUGCGCAAACAGGACGGUGACAGCAGGCUGCCGGUCGAAGCACUGUUGAACUUUGUUUCCUCUAGAGCGUGGAUCUCGAGGUCUGUGAGCAGAGACCCGCGAAUCCUGGAGACUUCUUGGGCUUGCGUUCCUUCCUCUCUCCCCAGUCUCUCCCGGAGCCCACUCCUGCGUAGGAGCCCUCCAGGCAGCUGCUUGCCCUGAAAAAUGCUGGAGGCUGGGCCGGGCCCCAGGCCUGGGAACCUGUUCUUCCUGUUUCUUGCCUCAGCUGGUCCAGGCCUGUGCAUUUAUGAGUGAAGAACUGAAGCAGGUGCUGAGCAUCCUCACCACACCAAGAGCAGGAGCUGAUCAGGGCAAUGGCAGCAGACCAGGACCCCUGGAACAGCACCACCAAUGGCAGCUGGGAGGGAGAUGAACUGGGCUACAAGUGUCGCUUCAACGAGGACUUCAAGUACGUGCUGCUGCCCGUGUCCUACGGCGUGGUGUGCGUGCUCGGCCUGUGCCUGAACGUCGUGGCUCUCUACAUCUUCCUGUGCCGCCUCAAGACCUGGAACGCCUCCACCACCUACAUGUUUCACCUGGCGGUCUCUGACUCCCUCUACGCGGCCUCCCUGCCGCUGCUGGUUUAUUACUACGCGCAGGGCGACCACUGGCCGUUCAGCACGGUCCUCUGCAAGCUGGUGCGCUUCCUCUUCUACACCAACCUCUACUGCAGCAUCCUCUUCCUCACCUGCAUCAGCGUGCACCGGUGCCUGGGCGUCCUGCGCCCGCUGCACUCCCUGCGCUGGGGCCGGGCCCGCUAUGCCCGCCGCGUGGCUGCGCUGGUGUGGGGGCUGGUGCUGGCCUGCCAGGCGCCCGUGCUCUACUUCGUCACCACCAGUGUGCGGGGCAGCCGCAUCACCUGCCACGACACCUCCGCCCGGGAGCUCUUCAGCCACUUCGUGGCUUACAGCUCCGUCAUGCUGGGCCUGCUCUUCGCUGUGCCCUUUUCCGUCAUCCUGGUCUGUUACGUGCUCAUGGCGCGGCGGCUGCUCAAACCUGCUUACGGGACCACAGGCCUGCCCCGGGCCAAGCGCAAGUCCGUGCGCACCAUCGCCCUGGUCCUGGCCGUCUUCGCCCUCUGCUUCCUGCCUUUCCACGUCACCCGCACCCUCUACUACUCCUUCCGGUCACUUGACCUCAGUUGCCACACCCUCAAUGCCAUCAACAUGGCGUACAAGAUCACCCGGCCGCUGGCCAGCGCCAACAGCUGCCUUGACCCUGUGCUCUACUUCCUGGCAGGGCAGAGGCUUGUCCGGUUUGCCCGAGAUGCCAAGCCACCCACAGAGCCCACUCCCAGCCCCCAGGCUCGUCGCAGGCCGGGCCUGCACAGGUCUAACAGAAACGACACCGUGAGGAAAAUUGUGUCGAUCAGCAGUGAUGACUCAAGAAGGACAGAGUCCACACCAGCUGGGACUGAGACUAAGGAUAUUCAUCUCUAGGUCAGAGCCCCUGGGGCAGGAGCUGGUUCAUGUUGGGGAUCUGUAGGUGACCAAGGCUUGUCCAGAUGGGCUGAUGUCCUCAGAUACAGAUCAUCAGCAACUCUCAGUUGGCAGGGGUUCAGGAUAGUCAAGAGUAGCAGGACCCCAAAGUCUCCAAUCAUUUGUAUGUGUGAGUUGGGAAAUCAGAGCUUAAGGAAGGCAAUGCCCCCUGACGCCCAGGCAAACAGCUGCCUUUCCUGCUGCGGUACCUAGGCUGAGGUUCAGCCUCCUACAUCCAAGGGAAGAGCAGGUCCAGGAAGGACACAGCCAGUCUGGGCUAGCUGCCUGGAUUCGGAGUGGAAACACAAGAUGACCAGCGGACUCUUGGUGGGUAAUCAGGGCCAAGAUCCACGGUGACGCGGGAUGGACCUGGGCACUACAGUGGACUCAGCUCAGAGGAAGGACCCUCAGGCCAAGGACAAACAUCUGAAAGCUGACGUCAGAUCCAUCUGGAGGCAGGUGGAAAGCGUAACUUAUGUGGAAGGCCAUGCCGACCUCUUGGGCUGUGCUCUACUGCAUGGUCAGAGAAUGGGGCGAGGCCUGGGAAGCCGUCAGCACCCUCCCAAGGGCCUGAUAUCUCUGCCACCCGCCUUCCUAGCACUGCUUUCCGGGGGCCUCGGAGCGGGGAUCCCUCCUCAGAUCCCCAGGUCAACCCUGCCUUUAGGCCACCUGUCAUGUGUACUGUACUAUGCCAAGCAUGGAGAAGAGUCAAGCAGGGCUCUAGUUCUGGGGGUUGGCUCCCCAGUUCACAGACCCUCACAUGUGCUGGUAGAUGUUGAACUGUUUAAGAGAACUGGGGUACGGGUGGGGCCUUAUUUAUAACACUGCCAACUGUGGUGCAAGGUAACCCCACUGCGGCCGGUCCAGUUCCAAUUACAAAUUACCAACACAGUAA
Messenger RNA from Psammomys obesus (fat sand rat), 2646 nucleotides. RefSeq names its product purinergic receptor P2Y2 (gene P2ry2). NCBI's taxonomy places the organism in Eukaryota, Metazoa, Chordata, Mammalia, Rodentia, Muridae. Gene Ontology annotation, molecular function: G protein-coupled UTP receptor activity; A1 adenosine receptor binding; G protein-coupled purinergic nucleotide receptor activity. The coding region runs from base 588 to 1712 and encodes 374 amino acids. The transcript has 4 exons. The record is from RefSeq and is a predicted model, not a curated record. Gene Ontology annotation, cellular component: plasma membrane. Gene Ontology annotation, biological process: positive regulation of mucus secretion; blood vessel diameter maintenance; phospholipase C-activating G protein-coupled receptor signaling pathway.